This is a messenger RNA of Cajanus cajan (pigeon pea), 1419 nucleotides long. Its product is annotated as N-terminal nucleophile aminohydrolases (Ntn hydrolases) superfamily protein. Lineage: Eukaryota; Viridiplantae; Streptophyta; Magnoliopsida; Fabales; Fabaceae. The record is from RefSeq and is a predicted model, not a curated record. Gene Ontology annotation, biological process: protein maturation. Gene Ontology annotation, cellular component: cytoplasm. Gene Ontology annotation, molecular function: threonine-type endopeptidase activity.
AGUUGGGAAAGUAGGGGUGGAAAGGAAUGGAAAUGGAGGGAAAAAGGUUUUUCGUGGCAGUUCACGUGGGCGCCGGUUUCCACUCUCCGUCCAACGAAAAAGCCCUCAGGUCCGCCAUGAACCGUGCCUGCCUCGCCGCCGCUUCCAUCCUCUCCGACGGUUCGGGAACGCGCUUAGACGCCGUCGUAGCCGCCAUUCGAGUGUUGGAGGACGAUCCGAGCACCAACGCCGGCAGAGGCUCCAAUUUGACUGAAGACGGCGGCGUGGAGUGCGAUGCCAGUGUUAUGGACGGGAAGUCCGGAGCGUUUGGGGCCGUUGGAGCAGUUCCAGGUGUUCGAAAUGCUAUACAAAUUGCUGCAUUUUUGGCCAAAGAGCAAGUGAUGGGAUCUCCACUGUUGGGUCGAAUUCCUCCAAUCUUCUUGGUGGGUGAAGGGGCUCGCAAAUGGGCCAAGUCUAAGGACAUUGCUUUGCCACCAAGCAUAGAGGAGGCCAAUGAGUGGCUGGUCACUGAAAGGGCAAAAGCACAAUGGAUAAAAUAUAAAUCCAUGGUUGAAACUGCUAGAUCUAAGAUAGAGAACACACCUGAGGGCAAUUCUUCGGUCUGUCAAAGUACCACAAUUCCAGAUUGUGCUUUGGAAGAUCGUGUAAUGGACACUGUUGGGGUUAUUUGUAUAGACAAUGAGGGGCAUGUAGCAUCUGGAGCCUCCAGUGGUGGUAUUGCUCUAAAGGUCAGUGGACGCAUUGGGUUGGCGGCAAUGUAUGGUUCAGGUUGUUGGGCAUCAUCUAAAGGUCCCUUUGGGGCUCCAUUCAUGGCUGGUUGUUGUGUAUCUGGGGCAGGAGAGCACCUAAUGAAAGGAUUUGCAGCUAGAGAGUGUUGUGUUUCAUUGUCACUCUCACAGUCUGGUGCUGCCUCUGCUUGCACAAAAAUUUUACGGUCUGUUGUUGAGGAUGGCAAGCAAUGUGGUACUGAUAGCAGUGCAGGGAUCUUGGUUGUGCAGUCAGAUGCAUCUUUACCAGAUCAAGGAAAAUCUUCAAGGCUGAAGGCUGUAGAGAUUGCUGCUGCAUACACUUCCUUGUCUUUUGGAGUAGGAUAUUUUGGAAGCUCUAUGGAACGGCCCAAGGUUUCAAUUCUUAGGAGUACAAAACAAAGCAGAACGUCAAUAGAUCAAUUUGGAGCACGAAUAGAUUUUUCAAAUGGAUAGCGAUCAGAUAUAAUCAGUGUUGAAGACAUGAAAUUCAUGAUUCAGAUUACUUGAUUUUCCCUUGAAUUUUUAGUUUCCAUUACUGGGCAGUACAUUGGUGGAUUGAAAAUAUGUAAUUUCGCCGAUGCAAAGCGAGACUGCUGUGGAAGUUUUUAAUUUUUAUACAUAUUUUUAAAAAAUAAUUUUUGAUUUAAUUAUUCAGUGAUAAAUUUUAUUA